Molecule: messenger RNA, 5312 nt
Organism: Notolabrus celidotus (New Zealand spotty)
Lineage: Eukaryota; Metazoa; Chordata; Actinopteri; Labriformes; Labridae
Product: protein rapunzel-like
Exons: 2
Coding region: 1675-2898 (407 amino acids)
Source: RefSeq, a predicted model, not a curated record
UAAAACAAGAUGAUGAUUUUUACAUAGUCUUACCUUAAUUGUGAUCAUUUGGCAUUCACACCAGCUAAAUGCUGAAGAGACAUUUGCACCAAAAGCGCAAAACACUUCUCACAGGGGAACAAAAGCCGUCCAAAUAAUGUCGAAAAAAAAAUCAACAAAUAGUUAAAUCAGGCAUAAAUGCAGUCCCUUAUCGAUGGAAGAAGUGACAAACACCCUUUCCUGGUGAAGACUGAGAGGAAAAUGGAGCCGAACUCACAUUUUACCUGCUGUUGUUUGCGCUCUCAGCUUGUCUCUCUCUCUCUUUUUCUCUCUCUCUAUUAUUCACUCUCUCCCCCUGUCUCUCUCCUUUGCAGAUAUUGAAUGCGCAUCUUCUUUCUCUCUGGAUCCUGUUUUGGACCCCUCAGCUCCUCAGUGGGUGAGAGAACCGUGGGAAUUUUCUCAAACUUGAAGGGGGGAAAAACUUGUUUGCAGCUGUUGGAGCUCAUCAGGCUUGAGGGAGCAGCAGAGCCAUCAUAGUGAGGUAUGAAAAAUGCAGUUAUGAUAUACAUGUGAUGAAUCUCUUCAGCUGACACCAGAAAGGUUGACUGCGCUGUAAGGUGUGUCCGACGAUCACAGAGGACUUGUGCGUAAAAAGGAUGCCAUUGCGCAUUUCUCUUGGACGCGCAUGACAGUUAAACGUGAUAUAGUUUGGAUACAUGAUAUUUUAUACAUCUAUCGAAUUAAUUAUGUUUUCUGCUUAUAAAUUAAUAUAAGUAAUAAUUUAUCUGAUUUGGCUUUCUAUUGCUCAAAAUAUAGAAAAUAGCGACACACAUUCAGAUACGUUUAAACAAAACAUGAAUGCUGAUAUUUUGGAGUUUGGUGACGCAGCAACUGCUCUCCAUCCACAGACAGACAUGUGAACAGAGAGGUCUCUCUAAUUCAUGUGCGUCAGGUUGUGUGGCAGGAAUGAGGGGGGAUUUUUAAACAAGGUUUGGCCUUGCUUUGCUCUGCCCUGAAGUGAGUCAUGUGCAGACUCAAGGGCAUCUGUGUCAUUUUCUCCUCCAAGUAUCUCAGGCCCCCAUUUUGUUAGCAUGACAUCAUUACAUGCAUCCUUUGGGGGGCAGUUUUCUGUUAUGCUGAUGGCAUGUUAUCACUAUGUGACAACUGACAAGGACUAGAUAAAGAUUUGAAAAUUUGGUUGAAGCCUGCUGUCAUAUAUCUUUGUAUUCUAUCACUUUGGUGCCGAGCCCUUUUGCUUGAAAGUAAUUUAGUUCUGCUUCAUGAUUGUUUUAAGACCAAUUACGCUUUGAUGUUUCUUCUAAAUCAUUAUAUUGACAAUGAAGUUAGAAGAAGGCAGAAAUAAAGCAGGAGAGAGCUUUAACCUGUUUUAUUCCUGUACUCUUAGAUAUUGUUUGUCCAGCACACUUUGCUUUAUGAUCACAUGAGACACUGGAAAGCAGAACCUCACCCUGAAGAUGAAGAAACCAGAGAGUGUCAAUGAGUGAUGUCACAGAGACUGCAUCCAUGUUUUAUAAGGAAUAAUCUGUGAAUGUUCCUCUGGUCUCGACGCAAUAUGAAAAUUCAGGCUAAUGGUCAGUCCUCCCUAAACCAAAUGAAGUCCAUGAAUGAGAAACUGAUUUAAAAGUCUUUUUUAAAAGAAAUACCUUAACGGAGAGCUUCAUCUGUUUCUCCCUAAUGUCUGUCACCAGUGUCAGUCCACCUGUGUCUCUGAACAUGUCCAGUCCGUUGGAGCGGGUUGUUGCCCAGAAGAAGGAGGCCAUCGAGGCAGCGAUGGACAUGUUCGAGAAAGGAGCCGAGGUGUUGGCCAGCGCUGUGGGCGAGCUCUUCCCCCUCUGUGAGGCCGCCGCUCCAGUACUCCGCCUCGCCUUGGACAACGUCCAGAGCAAAGAGGUCUUCUAUGUCAAAGAGCAGUUUCUAACCGUGAGGAACAAACUGGAUGUUCUCUCCGCCCAGCUGGAAGACAUCGACUGUGAGAUCAAGAAGGGGAGGCUGGACUCCCAGUACUUCUCAGUAGAGGAGAACAUAAGGAACCAGUUUCGGAAGUAUAUGGACAUCUUGGAGGCUAAACAGCAGUUCAAGGAGGUGAAGACCAGACUCUUUCUGGAGCAUUUCUCCAAAACUGGAGGGGAGAAGAAUCUGUUUGUGCUGUAUGACGCUGUGAUGGGGACAAACAGCUUUGGAGAGUCUGUUUUAGAGGUGGUGGAAAGGUAUGUAGCAAGGAAUCGUCGCCUCCUUGAGGAUUUCUGUGUGCGGAUGAAGGAGCUCUUCUGUCUCGGCCUGAUAGCACUGCUAGGACAUAGCGCCUUAACCCAAGACCAAGAUGAAGAAGAGGAGAAAGUCCGAGAGUGGAGUAGCAAAAUCGAAGAAGUCGAAUCCAGGAUGAAGAAAACCAUUGAGUCCUGUGUCUCUGCUUUUCCAGAGCAAGCAAAGUUGGACUCCCAGCUCCUCCUGCAGUCAAAGGAACAGGAGAACCUGCAGGAUACAACUCAGCAGCUUCUCGAGUUCUUGGUGAAAAAGUAUGAUUGGAUCAGCUGGUCCGUGCGCCUCAUCAACCAUUCAGGCAGCACCUACCGCAACUGGAGAGCAGGGGAGCACUUUCAUCAUGUUGCAGGACAGAACUGGUUUGAGGUUCUCCAGGUGAACAACAUCAACCUGGUGGUGUCGUUCAGCACCAAACCCCAGCCGGUGCCCCGAGACUUCAUCCGACAGCUGAUGGAGGGCGCGGGUAAGAAGGGGAAUGCUCCGGCAGUGGUGGAGGUGCUGGAGAAGCAGCUGUGUGGGUUUGUUGUUCAUGCUGUCAGUCGCCACAAAGAGUCUGCGGCUGCGUGGAGCUUUUCAGAGGACUGUCACUACUGGGAGAGACACAAGAAUGUGGCGGUGUGUGUGCACUCGGAGUAAAACUGAGGUGGUGUAGUGUGUGUUGUUAGUUCAUCUAGAGGAAUUAGCUUGAGAAUCAGGAAGUUGAUUUUUCAUAAAAAGUUUAAAGCUCCUGUGAGGAUUUUUCAGGUUGUGCUGAUUUUGGUGCCCCCUAUUGACAAAAGUGGAGUUACUUUUCUCUGCUGAAUCUGUCCUCUCCAUUUGUCAUUAGUGACAUCUGAUGAAAAAAAUCUCCCCCUUUCUCAUAUUUAAAUGUUGCCCUUGCAACUCAGGAUGAAGCUUUGGCAUGGGAUCAUUAGAAAGGCUGUUUUGGCAGCGUGCUGUUGAUCACUUUGUUGUGACAGGGAUUAAAAAUAACCACAUGGAAAUAAUCUGUCUUCUUUAGUAUUAGUAUUGUUUGUUGUUGAAUGUCAAAUAGGAGGGUUAACAUUAAUUCAAUGUCUAUUCCAUGCACAACCAAAAACCCCUCACUGGAGCUUUAAAUUAUGAAGCCGUCGAUCUCACUCAACAGAUAUCGCUGCCAGUGCUGAUAUUAUUUAACAAAUCAGGUAUGGGCUAGAUGUAACCAAUCUGGGUUAAAACCUUAACCUGACUGAAUAUUGUGUCUUGUAUCACAAAUAGAAAUCUUAUAACAUCUGUCUCUUUAAAUAAUGUAAUCUUGACUGAAAAAUUGUAUUAAUUAAUCUUAACCUUCAGAGUAACUAAAGUGGACUGGAUAAUUGAAGCUCAUGAGAGGUGUGUGUCGAUUUUAGCGUCCUCUUUGGAAAAAGUAGUAACUAUUGCGCCUCUUUGCUGUUUAACUCUCUCUUCAAAUGAGUGAGUCCAAUCCAAUCCAUUUAAUUUAUAUUAGCACAUUUUAUAAACAACAAGGUUACCAAAGUGCUGCACAGCAAAUACCAACAGUAGAAAUUAAUAAUAGUAAAAUUUAAAAUGCAGUACAUUAAAGGACAAACAGAGACCAACACAAACUCUCAUGCUGUAUUCAAAUCCAGAGAGUAAAAAUGAGUUUUAAGACGUGAUUUAAAAGUAUCCAGGGUUGGGGCCAUUUUGACUUGGGUGGGUAGCUCAUUCCACAGUUUAGGAGCUACCACUGAAAAAGCUUGGUGACCCCUCGUCUUUUGUCUGCUUUUUGGCACAAGACGCAUCUGAUCAGCAGACAUCAGUGCUCUGGAGGGGGCUUAGAUGUUUAUGAGGUCAGAGAUGUGCUGAGGUGCCAGACCAUGUACUAGUGUUUAAGAUAAACAAGAAUCUCACCCUGCUUUAUUUUAACAGUCAAAUAUAAGAGCCAUCAAUGAGUUUUGCCAUGGAAAAGGUUAAAAAAGGCUGUUUGGAGUGGAGGUAAUCUUCACUACUUGCACAUACCCUCUACCAGUGAUUUAUGAUAAUUACAAAAUACCUGAAGAGAUGUUGUAUACAUUUAUGAAUAAAGUGUGGCUCAAUUUGAGAUAAAACCAUGCAAAUAAAAAUUGUAUCAGUUUUCUUCUUUAGUUUGUUGCCACACAUGCCACCUUUUUUCACAUAACAUGAAAAUCAGUCAAUUCCUAAGCUGGCCUGUUUAUUCUUGCGUGUGGCUGAGCAACAUUUAUCCACCUCAGGUCAACGGGGGUCUCUGAUCUCUGGUACUGUUAUUUUGGGAGUCUGUGACUAAAAGGUUACCUCUCCUUCAGAGUCCGAACAGUGUAUUUCCAUCACAAACUGUCUAUUCCACACCAUAUGUUUAAUUCAUGUACUUCAAAAUGCACCUUUAUUAGCUUCCAUGCUAGUGUUACUUUUUAUACAGUGCUGAGUUUAAGCAUUUUGUGUACAUGUAUGUUUUUACAGCCAUUUAAAUUCAGACUGUUUGCAUAUUUCUCUUUAGCAAUGCAUCUAUUUGUAUUUAGUAAGUUACUAACCAAUGAUUUUUAAUAUUGUACACUAACACUGCACCGUAUAUAAUGAUGCAGAGUGUCUAUGCUUUUACCUCGCCUGCAUACAGUCAUAAUCCAGUCUCUCUGAGUAAAGGCUUGUGCACCUAAAGAGAUGCUUCUGCUGAGGCUGCAUACUGAGCUGUGCUCCCAUUUUGUCUCUGCUCAGCAGGCUGGCCUACUUAACUCUGACAGGGCGACUGAGGUUACUCUUUCAGGCGUGAAGAACAAAGAGGCUCGGAGUUUGGCACCGGAGAUGCGACAAUGUGCCUUGUGUUCUAAACACAUUUAAACCCCUCGAACCAAAACGAGUGAACCCCGCUUCUAACCAGAGCUGUGCCUAAUAUUACAUAACAGUCGUGUUGCUUCAGCCUGUGUGAAAAAUCAAAUGGUCUGCAUUUGUGCAUUUAGUUUUUAACGAUGAAUGUUGAAAAUCUGUGUGUUAUUGCACUUCCCACAUUUGUGAAGCUUUUUUUCUGUGUUUCCAAUUUCUUGUCUGUGCAGGCUGUUGUCUGAAUAAAAGCAGUGCAU